AUGACCCUCGGAAACAAGCAAAUACUUAUCAGCGGCGCCGGCAUAGUGGGUCUUUUGGCUGCACAGGCACUCAAAGCACGUGGCGUGGAUUUCGUCAUCUUCGACCGCGACCGCGACGUGCAUUUCCGAGAAGAUGCCGGCUGGGCCAUCACGUUGCACUGGGCUCUCGACACGUUUCUCAGUCUCCUCCCUGAAAACCUUGCUUCCGAGAUCUAUGAGGCCCAAGUGCGCAAAGAUUUCCAUCUCUGCGACACCGGCACCUUCAGGUACAUCAACGCUUCUGAUGGCAGCACCAUACUAUCCAUCCCACCUUCACAGCGCUUGCGGGUAAGAAGAGAGCAAAUCCGGCGCAUUCUCUUGAAAGGCAUUGAUGUGCACUGGAACUGCAAACUCACACGGGUGGCACACCUAAAAUGCGGGCGUGUGGUGGCCCAGUGUGAGUCCGGCCGCGAAUUCCAGGGCGACGUGCUCUUGGGCUGUGACGGGGCCAAUUCCCAGAUUAGGAGGCUUUUUUGCGGAGACGCCGGCAGGCUUGAAGUCCUCCCUGUGCGUUUCUGCGGGGCCAAGGUCAAAAUAUCCCGGGCCGAAGAGGCACACUUGGCUCGGCAAUUCGACCCGCUUCUUUUCCAGGGGACGGUGCCGGAAAACGAGACGUUUUUCUGGUUCUCCAUGCUCUCGACGCCAGACUACACCUUGGAGGAAGACGGCUAUUUUGCACAGGUGAACCUUUCGUGGAAAAUCAGGGGCCAGUCGGACGAGCCCUUUGGCUCAGCCACGGAAAAGGCUGACGCCAUGCUUGCACAUGCCAGGGGGCUCCACCCCCAGCUUCACCAGCUCGUUGCUCGGGCCGCCAAAAGCCCGGAAAACCUAGUGGAAAUCAAGCUAGCUGACUGGCCCGAAGUGCGGUGGGACACGCACCAGGGCUCGGUUGUAUUGCUAGGCGACGUGGCACACGCCAUGACAAUGUACCGGGGCGAAGCUGCCAAUCAUGGGAUAGCAGAUGUGGCGGACUUCAUUGGCCAGACCGACCGGUAUCUCAAAGGAGACAUUCCGUGGGCGGACGCCGUGUCAAACUACUGCGAGCAGGUAUAUCUGAGAGCACAAGAGGCGGUUCUUUUGUCGAGGCAGGCGUGUCUCGAUGCGCAUGACAUGUCCAAAAUCACAGCCGGCUCGGCGUCGCCCUUACUUACCAAAAGAAAAAUAUCCUGA
Metschnikowia bicuspidata var. bicuspidata NRRL YB-4993 is the source of this 1209-nucleotide messenger RNA. RefSeq names its product FAD-dependent oxidoreductase. The coding region runs from base 1 to 1209 and encodes 402 amino acids. The transcript has a single exon. NCBI's taxonomy places the organism in Eukaryota, Fungi, Ascomycota, Pichiomycetes, Serinales, Metschnikowiaceae. The record is from RefSeq and is a predicted model, not a curated record.